Messenger RNA from Pogona vitticeps (central bearded dragon), 1365 nucleotides. Lineage: Eukaryota; Metazoa; Chordata; Lepidosauria; Squamata; Agamidae. The record is from RefSeq and is a predicted model, not a curated record.
CCGUCGGGAAGGGACGCCGAGGCAGGAUGCGGAGGGGCCGGCGGAGACCCCCGCAAGAGCGAGGCCUUGCAGUGCACUCUGCAGAAUGCCCACAUGCAGAGAGCUAUGGAACCAGGAAUCAUCUUUAAGGGAUUGUUUAAAAAGGUGUGACGUGGGCUCCCCCUUGUGGAAAGCAAUUGGAACAGAACUUUCCUCAUCUGAAAACUCAAAGCUGAGCCAUGGCUGUGGUCAACACACCCCACAGUGACGUCUUUUUGUACUCAGAGUAUGAGAGAAUGGACCCUGUGAUACUCCUUCACUACAAUUAUACGGGCAAGCUUGAACGAGGAAAAGGGAUGGGGUUGACAACCAUCGCUCUUCUUAUCAUCUGUAGUUUCAUCAUCUUGGAGAAUCUGAUGGUGCUGAUUGCCAUCUGGAAGAACCAUAAAUUUCAUAACCGCAUGUACUUUUUCAUCGGCAACCUUGCCCUCUGUGAUCUGCUGGCUGGGAUAGUUUACAAAGUAAACAUCUUGAUGUCAGGAAACAAAACACAGACACUAUCUUUCCGGAUCUGGUUUGUUCGGGAGGGCAGCAUGUUUGUAGCUCUGGGAGCUUCCACAUUCAGCUUAUUAGCGAUUGCUAUUGAGAGGCAUUUGACAAUGAUCAAAAUGAGACCGUACGAUGCCAAUAAAAAGUACAGGGUCUUCUUGCUUAUUGGAACAUGCUGGCUUAUCUCAGUUUCUCUGGGAGCUUUACCAAUCCUCGGAUGGAAUUGUAUUGGUACUUUAGAAGACUGUUCCACUAUUUUGCCCCUCUAUUCCAAGUACUAUGUAGCCUUUUGCAUCAUCAUCUUCAUGGCCAUACUAGUGGCCAUUGUAAUCCUCUAUGCCCGCAUUUACAUCUUGGUGAAGUCUAGCAGCCGUAACGUCACAAAUCAUAGCAACUCUGAGAGGUCCAUGGCGUUGCUAAGGACGGUGGUGAUUGUCGUCGGAGUUUUCAUUCUAUGUUGGUCACCGUUGUUCAUUCUGCUGUUGAUCGAUGUGGCCUGCAGAGUGAAAGAGUGCCCCAUAUUAUACCAGGAAGAUGGGUUCAUUGCAUUGGCAGUCCUCAAUUCAGCCAUGAACCCCAUCAUUUACACUCUGGCAAGCAAAGAAAUGCGUCGGGCUUUCUUCCGCCUUGUUUGUAGCUGCCUGGUGAAGGCCAACGCCACAAUGUCUUUGCCAAUUCAGCCCACCCCAGACCAGAGUCGAAGCAAAUCCAGCAGCAGCAAUGCACAGAAACCAAAGGACGAGCACCCGCAGACUAAAGGUUCAUCAUGCAUGGUGGAAAAAGAUGAAUCUUCUUUUCAAAAUGGAAACUUCUGCAAAUGAAGUUAGCUCACCUGAG